This is a messenger RNA of Epinephelus moara (kelp grouper), 10413 nucleotides long. RefSeq names its product paired box 5 (gene pax5). The record is from RefSeq and is a predicted model, not a curated record. NCBI's taxonomy places the organism in Eukaryota, Metazoa, Chordata, Actinopteri, Perciformes, Serranidae. The transcript has 11 exons. The coding region runs from base 1416 to 2690 and encodes 424 amino acids. Gene Ontology annotation, molecular function: RNA polymerase II cis-regulatory region sequence-specific DNA binding; DNA-binding transcription factor activity, RNA polymerase II-specific. Gene Ontology annotation, biological process: regulation of transcription by RNA polymerase II; anatomical structure development.
CCCAGCAGCCAAUCGGCGCGCUCCCCCGCCCGAUUCUAUCUGGGGUUGGCUGUGACGUAGAGGCAGCGCUCGCCUUCUGAUUGGCUGGAUCCGCUGUGAGUGACGGGCAGCUGGCCGGCGCGUGUAGGUUAGGGUUCCAGGGGUUUGGGAGCGCGGGUGCUGUCCGCACGAGAGCAGGUCCUGAAACGCGGCGUGCGCCACCGUGGACGCUGGGCGCAGGCAGCUUUUUUCAGUGUAGUUAAAGAAGCCUGUUUAUAGGCUACAUAUUUGCACCUCAGUCUCUGACGUUUUCUGGCGUGAGCGCGGAGAAAACUACCUUUUGAAUUUGGACAGGACUGUUUGCUUUUUCAGCGCGAAGAAAUGCGUCUCCAAACUCAUAAACCGGGAGUCCAGUAGCGUUCGUGCAGCGAGUCCUGGUCAACACAGAGGGGGGAAGAGACAGAGUGACCAAGAGCUGCCGUUCCUUCAUACUCACAGGAUAACAACUCUCACGUCAGCCUCAGCAGCUUUUACUCACAGCAGAGUUUUUGUUAAUUUCCCUGCUGCGCAAUUUUCUUUAUUUUUCUUUUCUUUUGGCACGGUGGAUAUGAGACUUCAAGAUGUGAGCACUCAUCCGCUCUCACUCGUUCUACUGAUGGGAGAUUACCAAGUGUUAAUGUGAGAGCAACUGCCGAGGACGAUUUGUGACCAGAAGAAAAUGUGCAGCAAAUAACUUGGAAGAAAAAUAACCGUGGAUCUGUAAAGAAUAUUUUUUAAAUUUUUCGAACUGGGUUUUUUUCCUUUAUUAUUAUUUUUUUUAUUUUUAAAAAUUUGAACAGACUGAAAGGAGAAAGUUCAGCCCCCCCAUCGGCUAAAUCGCAGUUCAGGGGUCACGGCCAGCUGACCGAGAAGGAGAGAAAGGGAGGGAGACUACUUUGUUUGCUCUCCAUAUUUUUCAUUUCAUUUUUUUUUUGCAGAAGUUUGACUCUUUUUUUCUCUCCUUGGACUGAGGCGACUCGCUGUAGACCAGCAGUUGAGGGAAUGAGCACUGCUGCUGUCUUUACCCUCCUCUGGUUUUGGAGACGCCAGAACAGACCCGGUGUGGUGUCCCGUCCCCAUGAGGAGGGAGCCCGUCUCUGAGUCAUAUUUUUGACGCCAUUUCUUUCUUCCCGUCCACCUGAAAAUCUCCCAGUUUCCCUAUUUUUAAUGUCUUUUUAUUAGUUCGACUUGUGUAACGCUGUCAACUAAUUAACAAUCUUUUUUUAAGAUAUUAUUUAAGCAAAUUAAAAUCCUCUCAUUAAAGGGGACUUGCACCCCUUUCCAUUUACUGGAGGUCACUUUGUGUCAGUAAAGUGGCCGACUGAAGCGGGGCGUCCGGUGGCAUUUUUAAGACCCCUCACACCGUACCGGGGCCCUGCAGCCACUCCACCUUAACGAUGGAGAUUCACUGUAAGCACGACCCGUUUGCGGCAAUGCACAGACAUGGAGGAGUGAACCAGCUCGGAGGUGUGUUUGUAAACGGCAGGCCCCUCCCAGAUGUGGUGCGACAGCGAAUAGUGGAGCUCGCCCACCAAGGGGUUCGGCCCUGCGACAUCUCACGCCAGCUACGAGUCAGCCACGGAUGUGUCAGCAAGAUACUGGGCAGGUACUAUGAAACGGGCAGUAUCCGCCCCGGGGUAAUCGGGGGAUCCAAACCAAAGGUUGCUACUCCCAAAGUGGUCGACAAGAUCGCCGAUUACAAACGCCAAAACCCCACCAUGUUUGCCUGGGAGAUCCGGGACAGGCUCCUGGCCGAGAGAGUGUGUGACAACGACAGCGUCCCAAGUGUCAGCUCCAUCAACAGGAUCAUUCGGACAAAGGUUCAGCAGCCGCCCGGCCAAACGGGCUCAGUGUCGGCUCACAACUUAGCGACGUCCGUAGCGGCCACACAAGUGUCAGCAGUGACCAGCGACUCAGCCGGCUCCUCGUACUCCAUCAGUGGCAUUCUGGGUAUCAGCUCAGCUGCGGACGUGGGCAAGAGGAAGAGGGACGAAGGUUUGCAGGAGUCACCACUGGCCAACGGGCACGGCCACAGUGGGCGGGACUUCCUCAGGAAGCAGAUGAGAGGGGAGCUGUUCUCGCCGCAGCAGAUCGAGGUAUUGGACCGCCUGUUUGACAGACAGCAACCCUGUCCAAUCCAAUCCAGCUCUGACCUCUAUGUGAGCCCUGACUCUGGCAAGACGUCAGAUUAUUCGGCCAUGGCCUCGCUAGCUGGUGGGCUGGACGAGAUGAAGAACAGUUUGGCCAAUCCUGGUACAGGGGCGGAGUUAGGAGCCAGCGUGUCAGGUCCACAGUCCUAUUCACUCGUUCCAGGUCGAGACCUAGCCAGCACCACUCUGCCAGGCUACCCUCCUCAUGUCCCUCCUACUGGACAGGGCAGCUACUCCACCCCCUCGCUCACUGGCAUGGUACCUGGGGGAGAUUUUUCCGGAAGUCCUUAUUCCCAUCCCCAGUAUUCCACAUACAACGAAUCGUGGAGAUUUCCUAACCCCAGCUUAUUAGUGUUUCAGCAGGAUUAUGGGUCUCUCCUGGGGACGGAAAUCGGCUGCUCCUCCAGUCUCUUCACCAGCCAGGCAGGACAGAUGCAAGGGUCACCAUACUACUACAGUGCAACAUCACGGGGGGCGGGCCCUGCUGCCACUGCAACAGCCUCCGCCUACGACCGCCACUGACCCCUCCUACUGAGAGAAGAGGAGGAUGAGGAGAAGGAGACGAGGGAGGGACGAGGGAAUGGAUAGCACCAGCACUGCUCAGUACAAACCUGCCUACGCAUGGAUGACAAUGAGGAUGAAGAUUUCAAAUUUUUGACGUCAGUGAAGUUUGAGUUUUCUUUGACUGACAUUUAAGCCAACAAACGCACUGCUGGGCUGCAACUCAGACUGACUGUAUGGGUAUUACAUUACUGUGAGGAUGCAGGCAUGGCAGUGUCAGUGUAGGACUGGUCACAAGCAAGUGAACUGGACCCUCCCAUAAUAUAUCAAGGCUUGGUAUCCUUAUUUUAUUUUUAACUAAUCAUCUACAAAUCCAAGAAGUCAGUAAACUAAGUGAGAAGCAGGGACUGAAACUCUGAUGUGAUCUUCUGGAUAGACUGUUGUGUUUUCAGGUUGGGAAUAUCUUUGACGAAAUUAUUUAAGCUGAUUAGAGCAAAAUCACUUUUUCAAACUGUCUUUUUACGCCCAAACAUCAAUCAAUCAAUUUUCUAUGCCAUGCUAUGGUGAAGUAAAGACAAUCCAAUUCUCAUAACUUUGAAUGACCAAAAUCACCCAUAUCACCAUCACUCUAGUCUCUUUACUGUAGAUUCAACACAUUUCCCCUGAGAUCACAAUGCUUGAUAAAUGGGAUACCAUAUUUUUUAAUGGGAGUGUUCAGUUUCACAAUUGACUGUUUGCUAAGUCCCGCCCCAAUUAGUCACCAUUGCUAUGACUGUCAAUCUUUCUGAUUUUGCAUGGCACACGACACUUAUAGUGAUACCAGUAGCAGAUUUACCAGCAAAACUGUAGGAGAUUUUCAAACAAUGGAUCCUUUCAGACAGAAGUCAAAUUUUUUGCCAGCAACCAUCUUUUUUGCCGAAUAUCUACAAAUCUGGCCUAUAGUUUAAUCAACCAUUACACCUUUGCUCUUUUGCAUUUGGUUUUGAAAAAGAUUCCACUAUCUGUAAAUGUCAAGCAUCAUUCUUAAUUUAGCCCCAUGCACACUGCUUCACAAUGCUAAGAAACCCGAAGCUUGACAGGCUUGCCAUGCAGGGUGAGCUUUAGCAAACACUCAAUUUCAAUGGUUGUAGCCAGAUCCCAGAGUGUAUCACAGAACAUCUAAGGCUUAAUUUCCACUGAAUGGUUUGGCAUGGCUCUACUCAACGUGACUCAUUUUUAGUUUAGUUUUUCCAAUAGCAAAAGUUGUGGAUAGUACCUGGUGCUUUUUUCGGUACCACCUCAGUCAAGGUUCCAGGCUAGCUGAGCUGAUAAUAGAUGGUGGAGUUUGAACACUGCAGACCACUGAUCUUCACUCAGUUUUUAAAAAUGUCAGCUCCCAAACUAUGCUGUACACUAUGCCAUAAAGUGUCGAUGUUCCUUUGUUUGAUUGUCAAUGAAAGGAUUCAGUGAGCGUCCUGUUACGCUUGGUGUCACAGCACAUUCAUGUGGUGAUGCUAUGGCAAUCAGCUGAGAAUGCCACCUACACUGAGGGGGUACUAGUCUGACUCCCUGGAUGUAGGCUGUGGCUAUAAGCUUGCCUUUGGCCAGCCAAUUAGAUCAGCAUUCCCUCUGCUAAACAACAACCUCUGAGGUAGUACCCUACAGGGUGAAAUUGGCAAUUUUUUGAUGAAGAAUUGGAUCGUCCAGUAAGGCAUGCUGGCUUUGUUCUUCCAAUGACUUGUUGUUAAGAUCUACAACAAAUAAAACUACUUGUUAACUCCCCUUUGAAAAAGCCCAGACUCCAUCCUAUAGGACUCUCAUGUCCGAUGUUGAUCAGUGUUCUGACACGGCAAGUUUGAGUUGUUGUGCCACAUCUUUUCACCCUGGCAGCGGCAUACGUCAGUGAUGAAUGUGAUGAAUUAACUAUCUGUUCCACCUAACGGGAGCUUCUGUGAUGUUGUUGUAAUAAUGUUCUGGAAGAGCCACAUACAGCUUGCAGCUUGUUUUUUUUUUAUUACAAAGAAUGAGCCAUUUUAAUGACAGCGUUCAGCCCACAACAAAUGUUCCAUUAAAACAAGUUCCCCCAACACUAUUUUGCAGGGGCAAGGUAGCUGGAUCAUGGAUAUGAUUGGUUUAAAGAAAUACAAACAAGCCAGGGCACUUUUCCCGAUAUAGCAGAAUAAUAAUGUGUGCUUCCCUUUCUCGAGUGCUGACACAACACUGUGGAGAUAGAUCUGGCUGCAAGAGACUAAGGGGGUACUAUCUGCAGUGGAAAAACAAAUAGAGAGAAACACCUCAGACCAAAGGUGAGCUGAGUUGAGUGGAGUUGAACCAUGCAGUGAAAAUGAGGCAUAACAUCCACACUUGCAUCCAAAGUGGUUUGAAUGCCACUGACAGACGGACAGGCCUUUCAGUAAAAGCACAGCCUAAAAUCUGAGCCCUCUGCUGUAAAAUGAACAGUGCACAUGUUCACAUCAGACCAAAACCAAACCCCCCAGGGAGUGUUAUUGUACAGGAAGGUGCUAUCCUACCUCCCCAGCCAAGAUUUAAUCCUGAUCAAGAGCUAUUUAUAAUGGGAGGAGACACAGAGUAAUAUAUUAAGAAGCUUUUCUGCGCUGCACUCCGUGAUGAGAGUGAAUGCCUGUAAUGAUUUAUGUGUCACGCUGUUGUGCUAGAAUAGUGAUGAUGAUGAUGACGAUGCAGUGAAAUAUGAAAUCUUAAAAACUUUCAUUAUGAAAAGAAGUCUUUGUUUAUAAAUAUGAUCCGAUUGCGAUUUUCUUGUUUAUAGUUCGUUGCCUCAGUUAACACAGGUGCCACUGAAUAAGACGCCAUUUUUUAUCUGCUUCCUGAAUAUUGAUAAGAAGAGCCAGGAAGCGGUGGCACCCUCUCUUUCUCUCUCUCUCGCUCUCUUUCUAUUUCUCUCUUUAAACUCCCCAAAGAUGGGCCCCCCCUAGUGGAUCGGCUGACUAACUACAAAAGCACAAAGAGACUCAAUCAUCAUUUAAAGGCGCCAUUUUACUUUUUUGACUUCCUUUUAGAACCAUCACGUACUUCCUCUUCUUCUUCUUCUUCUCCUCCCCCUUUUGAGUGCUUGUCCUUGUGCUGUUUGACAUCCUGAAAUUGUUUCUAUAAAAGCAUUGCUUUCGUGGAAAAAAAAAACAAGUGAAACUGUUUUAUUUUUGUUUGUUUCCUACAUCAGUUCUGCGCUGUGACAAUGUAUGACACCAGGGUCGAGGCCUUACCCAUCAUGUACAGACAGAGAAGGACAGAUUUGCCCUUCAGCGCUGAUCUGAAAUCAGUGUGUUAUCCCUCGCAAAUGUUUGAGGGCCCACAGUGUCGAUCUUGUGAGAGGGCAAUAUCUUCCUAAAACUGUACGUAGCUUCCUGUCUCACUUCUGUCCAUACAAGACUUGUACAGUAAUCAGUGAACGAGAAGAGAAGUCACAAUGUCAAUAGCAAUUUCAAUUAUUCACAUUUGAAUUAUUAGACUUUAGUGAUGAAGCUUUCUUUAUGAUAAAAAGACUAAGAGGUGUGUGGUGUUGUUUUAGCCAUCGUCUGCAAGUGUUUACAUAUCUUUUGUUUGUUUUGGGUAUGUGUGGCUGACCGUAGCGCUGCAUUGCUACUGUGUAGUUUUUACUAGCUAACAGAUUGAAGGCACCAAAUCUGCAGCGUGAGACAUAAAAUAUAGCUAUAUAAACAUAUACCUAUAAACACUGAACAAAGCUGUUAGUUUCUAAAUCUUUGUUGUUUCUUGGUUUUGAACUAGUGAUAGAGUGGAUCCUUUUACAUUUGUAGACCUUAAAAGUUGUGUGUACACAACUCUAAAGCAGAUUCUUAUGACGGCUCGCCUGCUGUGCUGCCAGCGUGCAUCGCAGCAGGAGCCCUUCCUUAUUUCUGUCUUUCUCUCUUGAUCUUUCUGAGGCAUUAUUGAACCUGAACCACACCAGCUGAAAACAAGGACAGUGCCUUUAGUUUUAUAUGUCGACUCCCCCCUGACUGACCACGCAUCACUCAAACAAGUUUCAGCGUCCCUCCCUGCAACUCCUUAAACAAAGCUCUGCCUAUCUGCCCAUGCGAACACAGGGUUGUAGAUUAUAUAAAGCCUUCCACAAACAAGUAGCAGCCAGUAAUUUUAGUAGAAAUUCUGGAUAAUAAUUUUACAUACCAAUAGUAACAUUGCAGCACUAAUAACAGGUCCUGAUCCAGCACCCUAUCCUUACUCAUCAUGGACAUCUCAGUCAGAUUCACUCAUAAAAUUUGUAACAGAAAUAAUGAUGAAAAAUCAUCUGAUGGAGAAUCCUCUUUGCAAUCUACAAACAACAUCAAGUGACUGGAAAGUAACAAAAAUCAAAAUAUGUUCCAAGAAAGGUCUCUUUCAGUUAAGUCAAUAAACAAAUGUUAAAUCGAAAAUGAUGCAGGACACCCUCUUUGCUCACUGAGUGAUGCUCAGUAGAGGAGCACUCAUUGCUGCUACUGGUAUUCUGAAAAUGUAUAAAUGAGAUUACAGUUUUAAUUGCUAGUAUUGCUUAUAAUAAUCACUAAUAUAACUUCCUGCCAGUGGCAGCACACAGUGCGCCAGCUGAUGGGUGAGGAAGGAGUCCUGCCCUGAGAUGAAACGCCAAAAAUUGACAGAUUUUUUACCUAUCCAGUGAAUACAUAUCUCAACACAUGGAUUGGCACAAAAUUUGGUUCAGACAUUCAUGAUUUCCAGUUAAUGUAUCCUAAUGACUUUAAUUAUCUGCUGACUUCUUCUCUAGUGCUACCACAUGGUUGGCAUGUGAUUUUAAGUGAAAAAGGCUCAACUAUCGGGGGACAGAUUGCCAUGAAAUGUUGUUACACACAUUCAUGCCCCCCUCAGGGUAAACUGUAAUCACUUUAGUGAUCCUCUGACUUUUCAUUUUGUGCCAUGUUCAACUCAGAGUUUCAGUUUGAUGAAUACUCUGGUUUAUGCUAAGCUAAGAUGGUCAGCAUGGUUAACACUACAUUCAUUAGAAUUGUCUUUGUGAGCAUGUUAGCAUGCUGAUGUUAGCAUUUAGUUCGGUGCCCCUCUGUACCUAAGUACAGAAUCACAGAGCUGCUAACAUAGCUGUAGACUCUCAGUCUUGUUGUUACUUCAUACUCAUCUGAAGUCCCUUUUAUUCUAGCUUCAGGAUUAAAAUUUUCUAGAUUUCCUGUCAUCCACUGAGUUUAUAUUUUCAUUAUUCUUCUAUUACAAAUUUUAUCAGUGGAUCUCUGACUGGAAUUUACUGCUGGGAAAUAUCCAUGCUGGACCAUGAUAUGUGAUAUACGGCCUUGGAUCAGAGCUAAAAAACCCCACUGUCAUUACAAGGAGUGAAAAAGGCACAAAAUCUAUUUAAAAAAAGCCAAGUAAGCGACAGACAUGUUACAAGUCUGUUCAUUAAUAUUGCUUUUUCUUAUUCAACCAGAGCGUCUUAUAAAUGAAUUACACCCUUUUUGCUCAAACACACACACACACACACACACACACACACACUACCGUUAACAUGAAGAAAUAUUGAUUAAAAGGCGUUCUCCUUGAGGAGGUGAAUCCAGUCGUGCCUCGUGUGUCCGCUCGCAAGAAGCUGCGACACCAAACAGGCCAAAUUAGUUCUCCAGUAUAGCCAAGAAUCCAGCGAUACAUUAACAGGAUUAUUUGUUAACUAUGCAUCUCAUAGUGACACAGCUUGCCUUGCCAUUGCUUUGACCUAAUUGGUUCACAUGGGGAGAGAAUGGGUUCUCAUUGGCCCGCAGUCGUUUCGAUUGGCAGCCGUGACAUUGACUGCAGUGAUGAGGGGGGACUGUCAUUGUGGGUGGUACUGUAGGAAGCACAGCGGGCAGAGGCCACACACACACACACACACACACACAAAUAUAAGUACAGACACACACUCUCCCUCCCUUUGUCCUUUGCAGAGUGGUGAUUCCCCCCUCCUUGCAUGCCCCUGUGUUCCCCAGGGGAGGCCAAACCUGCUGUGCCAUCAGAAGCUCAUCCCGUCUUUUUUCUCCUCCUCCCUCAGCCCUAAUCUCAUCAUAUCUCAUGCACUUGCCUCCCCCCCCCCUCCCCUCCUGUAUCACUGCCACACCACCAGGAUUAGGAAUAUUAAAACUAUUCUGUUGAUUUAAGGCCUGUGACCUUCCUCAAAAAGUCCUCCCUUCUUUUCUUCAGACAGCCUUAUUAAUCCCUUUCCCUCUCCUUUUUUACUUUUCUCUCUGACUAUUCAGACGUGAUGCUCACUGUCCUGUCAGAUAUUCUGCAUAGGAAGGAAGCAAGGUGCCAAAGCGAGGUCAUUUCAAUGGCAAUAUUGCUGCCGUUAUCUUUAUUUGGCCAACAAUAUUCUGUGAGAUGGCAUCUCAUAUUCUGUUUUCUCUUCAUGUAUCUAUAGAGCAUUUAGAGUGCAAAGAAUAGUUUCAGAUCAAACAAAGACGUUUCAUUUCCAGCUUUGCCGCAGUUUACUGUCCAUGAAAAUGCAAUCGCAUCCGGAAUUUUUUAUCCCAGCUCCAAAUCAAAUAGGAAACUGAAAUAAAUGCAAAUGAGUUUUUUUUUCUUUAUUAUGAUUUCUCACCGAGUGUGCACCGCCUGACUGUAUCUCAAUAUGAAUCCAUGAAGAUGGCUACUGCCUUCGUAAAACCUGAGGGGAUUUCAGCAUCACGUCUUGACAGCAAUUAGUGGCACAAUCUGUUUCAUGCUUGCUGAUAUAACUAGGCUCUGGACAGAUCUCAUACUGAAGUGUUACAAUGUUCUGUACAUCUUAAUAUUAUUCAACUGUGGAAGAGGAGAAACACACAGGACUCAGCCUACAAAAAUCAACUGUGCUUUUUAAGCAGAUGUUUCAAUCAAAAGAAAAAAAAAAAGAUAACAUGAUUUUUCACCUUACUGUGGCCUUUCGUGUAACAAUCUGGAGUUUUUUUGUGUCCAUGGCUUCCUAUCUGGGGUGUUAAAGAGAUAUUUAUAUCUGUAACGUUUUGGUAAAAAAAAAGUGAACAAACAAAAGACAGAAAGAAAUACAUCAGAAUGCAAAGACGAAAUUAGGUUCCAACGAUUCAGCUUGCUCUAUUCUUCAAAAUCAAACGCGACAAAAAGAAAACAUAUCUGUAACAUUCACCAAAGCCUGUGAUGCCUGUUUUAAAUAAUAGAUUCUUGUACAAAAAAAACAUAUAAAAUAGCAGAAAAGACUUACAGAUACAAACACAAAAUGAAGAUAAGAAAUGCCUUCAAAUAUUCUGGAGGGGAGGAUUUAAAAAAAAAGUAAAAGAAAUGCUUCUUUAAGAAAAUGUGUAUGUUUUUUAUUCGAUUUUCUAGUAGUUGCAAACAAAACUUGGUGUUUUUUCUCUUUGUGUGUUGUGUGUUGUCUUAAUAUUUGAAUGUAUUUUACUGCAGUGCGAAUUUGCCAAAGAUAUCAUAUCACUUGAUUUCUCUCUUUUAUUUCUUUGUUUAGUUUUUUUGUUCCUGAAUAGUGACCAAUUCUGUUCAGAAAACUGGAAAUAAAUGGUGAAUUUGAUAUUAUGCUUAUUUUUCAUAUUUCUAUUGUUAAUAUUAUUGUUAUUUUAUUUCCUGGGUUUGAGUUUACUGUGAAAUAUUAAAUUGCAGUUUGCUUGACGCAUCUCUUCAUACUCAGUCUGUGUACCUGUCCAUCCGUCCACCUGAGUGACUGUUGUUGGUGAAUUAUUCCAUUUAUGUACCUGUAAUGUGAAGCUAAGAAGUAAUUAUUUGUAAAUAUUUGCCAUAAUUUUAUUGGUCCUUCAGAAUAAAAAAUAAUUUUUUGGAA